This is a messenger RNA of Coffea arabica (coffee), 1737 nucleotides long. RefSeq names its product F-box/kelch-repeat protein At3g23880-like. Gene Ontology annotation, molecular function: protein binding. The record is from RefSeq and is a predicted model, not a curated record. Lineage: Eukaryota; Viridiplantae; Streptophyta; Magnoliopsida; Gentianales; Rubiaceae.
UUCGGGAACAUUUCCAGCGCCAAAAACCCCAAAUCGCAAAACCAAAACCUCCCAUCACCGGCGAACCCUCCUGAGCAGUUUCCGGGAACCAGCUCCGGCGAAUGGACGGCGGGCAAAGGGGUCGUCCACCCACUGGGCCUUCACUUCUUCCGGAUGAACUCCUUUGCGAGAUUUUCACAAGACUCUCCGCCAAAACUCUCUCCAAAAUCAGGUGUGUUUCGAAAUCAUGGCUUUCUAUAAUCUCUAGCCAAGAAUUCGUAAAAUCCCAUUUCAAAAAAUGGAUAAUGAUGAUGAAUUCACCCACCAUAGCAUCAUUGCAAAGUAUAUCAACCCACAUUUGCAUGUGAAGCAAUGCUCAGUUUACUCUUUACUGAGAAAUCCCGCAACUCCUGCAGCUAGAAUUGAUUAUCCUGGGGAAAAUCCCCCACAUUCCACUUCGGUUGUGGGUUCUUGUAAUGGUUGAUUUGCAUUUUGUUAGAUGAACAAGAUUUGUACCUGUGGAACCCAUGUACUAGACAAUCCAGAAAACUGUCUGAUCCAGGCUUUACUGGGAAUUCCCGUUCGUUUAAUUUUUAUGGUUUUGGUAUAAUGAGCCCAAUAAUGAUUAUAAUGUAGUUCUAGGUUCGAUUAGCAGUGUUGAAAGGAAGAUUGAGGUUGUGAUUUAUAGUCUGAAGACUGAUUCUUGGAGGAUGAUUGAUAAUUUUCCCACUUGUCUUCCUUGGUUGGAAACUGGGGCAUUUGUGAGUGGGAAACUCCAUUGGGCUGUAUCUAGUUGUGUGUGCGAUUGUGAUGCGAGAGUUGUAUCUCUUGAUCUUGUGCGACUUGAAUAUGGAGAAGUACAGCUUCCUGGAUGUGUGGAGGAUGCUUCCGUUUUGACACUCGGUGUUUUAGGGAAGUGCUUAUGUGUAAGCAUUUUGUAUUGCGACCAGCCGAAUGUGUACUCGAUAUGGAAGAAGAAUGUGGGUUUAUGGGUGAUGAUGGAGUAUGGAGUGGUAGAGUCUUGGAUUAAGGUAGCGAGCGUGCGGCCAUAUCAUGCACCAUUGUGUAUCAGUGCCAAAGGUGAGAUUUUGCUGACAUCUUCAUCUGACUUUGGAUUGUACAAUUUGGGAGAUGAGUCAAUGAGAUAUCCCAGAAUUGAAGAUGUGGACGAUGUCUAUCUUGAGGGACAUAUCUAUGUUGAAAGUCUGGUUUCACCUUUUGCUGAUGAAGAAAGGUACAUGACAAGCAAAGAUGAGUAUGAGGUAGCUGGUUUCUGACAUAAAUAGGAAGCAUGUGUGAGCGGAAUUCUAUGAAGUUUGAAUGGAAAUUUUGUAGCUGCCUUUGAGAUGAAUAUUGGUUGAAAUCCUCAUGAAAUAGCAGAUAUUUGUGCAGUAUGAAUAGGCCUUCAAAUGGUAAUUGCAAAUCAAAUUCCAAAAGUACUUGUAUUAUCUUACUCUAAGGCUCACAGAUUGAACCAGCUUCUACCAGGAACUGUGGAGAUGGAAGGCCUGAUGGGAGCACUUGUGCUGGACUGCCAAAAAAUGAUGGAAAUUAUCCUACUUCAGAAGCAAAUACUAUGCAGGGGGAAACUUAACAAUAUUGCUAGACCUUUGGCCAAGGCGGGGAUAUCUUUUGUCUGUACUCGCAAUGAAGCAUGUAUUUUAAAUGUGGAGUUUGUAGUGUGGAUGUAUACUCUUGUUACUGUUAUUAAUGACAUUCCUUUUUUAAUUUUGGAAAAUAAACGUGACUUUUCUUAAA